AUGGACCUCCUCUCGAGCGUCCGCAAAUCCGGCUCCCGCGGCGGCGUCAACUUCUCCUGGGACGAGGUCGCCAACUCCAACCACCGCGAGAACUACCUCGGCCACAGCCUCAAAGCCCCCGUCGGCCGCUGGCAGAAGGGCCGCGACCUGAACUGGUACGCCAAGACGGACGACGACGCCGACGCCGGCGACAGCAACGAGACGCCCGAGGAGCGGCAGGAGCGCGAGCGCCGCGAGGAGCUGCGCAAGAUCAAGGAGGCCGAGGAGGACGCCCUCGCCCGCGCCCUGGGCCUCCCCGUGCCGCAGCGGGACACCUCGGGCGCGAACGCCGUCGAGGUCAGCGGGUCGAGGGGCAUCGGUCCCGCGUCUGCGCCCGCGCCGCUAGCGCCUGAGGAGAAGAAGGGCGGGCUCGUGGUCAAGGAGAAGAGGGAGAAGAGGGAUCGCGACGAGGAUAGGGAGAGGAGACGGCGUCACCGCAGUCGCAGCCCGAGACGGGACAGGAGGAGAGACGACGAGAGGCGACGAAGCCGAGAGAGAGAGCGGGGAGACGACAGGCGGCGGAGGGAGCGUGAUGGUGAGCGAGAGAGGGUCAGAGAUCGCGAUGGGGAUCGCGAGAGGCGGCAUAGGGGUGAGCGGAGGGAGCACCGACGGAGGAGCAGGAGCCGGGAGGGGCAUCGACCGCGGUCGAGAGACCGCAGGCGCAGUCCGGAUGAGCGUCGCUGA
Colletotrichum karsti is the source of this 723-nucleotide messenger RNA. RefSeq lists its product as uncharacterized. The record is from RefSeq and is a predicted model, not a curated record. Bases 1 to 723 code for a protein of 240 amino acids. The transcript has a single exon. Lineage: Eukaryota; Fungi; Ascomycota; Sordariomycetes; Glomerellales; Glomerellaceae.